Molecule: messenger RNA, 2539 nt
Organism: Tachysurus vachellii
Lineage: Eukaryota; Metazoa; Chordata; Actinopteri; Siluriformes; Bagridae
Gene: upk3b
Product: uroplakin 3b
Exons: 6
Coding region: 100-999 (299 amino acids)
Source: RefSeq, a predicted model, not a curated record
UUUAGUAGAAAGGCUUUUAAGUGGUGAAACCUGCCAGGUUUGAUCCACACAACAUUUCAUGACAAGAAGCACACUGUGUCCUUACUGCUUGACUACAAAAUGAAGGCCUGCUUAGCCUUGUUUUUGGCGUGUGUAAUACUCUGUAAGACCUUUGCAAUCAAUUCGAUCGAUACCAUUCCAGACCUUUCGCCGGAUGUGACCGUACCAGUCACUACUAACACUGUGAGCCUUCAGAAUCCAAAUUGUUACUUUCAAAAUGCCGCACUGUGUCCUGACAAAACCCAAUGCUUUGUAUGGCUUGUGUCUUCACUUACCUCAGCAACAAGCACGUACGAUCAGAACAAACUAACUAAUGGUUUCUUCGCUCCAUAUACAAGUGCCUACACUUCUAUUGGAGCUGAUUACUCCACGACCCUGAUCAAUAGUCUGGAUAAAAUACCCUGCCCUGGCAUUUCUCCUUCCAAUUUUCUAGUUGGAGCAGGUGGUAAUUGUCAGACUUCUGAUUGCAAUGGCGUAUUGCCUACAGGAGCGAAUAUGAGCUUUAAGUAUAUUCUGGUCAGUAACACCAAAGGAAUUCUUGCAGAGACACAGUGGUCGUCCAACAUUGCUCUGAAAAACGUACAAAGUCCAGACAGUAUUGGUAAUAGUUAUGCUGGAAGGUCUGCUGCAAUGGUGGUGAUAACAACAAUUCUUUCCGUUGCUGUGGCUUUGCUUUUGCUGCUUCUACUUAUUGCCUUAAUUCUGGCCUGCUGCUGCCGCAGAGGGAAAACACAGACACAUGAAGUGAGGCGUCAACCUUCGCUGAUCGGAUCCCUCCGUAUUCCCAGUUAUGACGUGCACCACCUAAAGAAUCCUUCCCCCUAUGACAACCCUGCAUAUGAGCAAGACCUGAAUAAGAAGAGAUACACCACAAACUCCACCCUGCCCCAGAAAACCACCACGGUCAUCACUCACGUGCACUCCAGCGAUCCAGAUAACAUUACCCUGCAAAAAAUGUGAAAAAAAGUUUUGCUAAUUUUCACAGCAGUAAAUCUGACACUUUAGGAAAUAAUUCAAUCAAAUGCAAAUGUGGCUAAAAAUCAAAAAGGAGUCAAACUAGUUGGAUAAUUGUUAAAAUUCUCUUUAAUACUACUAUUACUUCUACCGCAAAUAUUAAUAAUAUUUCAGUUAUUAGUAAUAAUAAUCUUUAUUUAAAUAGCACAGUAUUUAUGUUCGUAAUGAAGCUCCAUACAUCAGUAUGUAAAAAUGUUUUUAAAAAUUGCUAAAUAGUCAAAUACGAUAAAAUAACUCAAAUUAGGUUUGGUUCAAACAAAUAUAUUUUGGUUUAGGUUUAGAAUUAUAACUUCUAGAAAUUCUAUAGAGCAACUUUGAUCAAAAAUUAUUAAAUGCGUUAACAAAUAAUUUUAAUAUGUUUAAUUGUCUGUUAGCCAUUGUACAAUUGUAAUUAACUCUUAAACUCUCAUAUAGAAUUUUUCAUAUAUUACCAAAUAGUAUAUUAUAGAAUCGGUAUUGGAUAAAUAAGCAGAUGUUGGUGGAAACAGUGUACAGUACAUAGCAGAAUAUAAGAUAAAGGGUUAUACAGUGGUAAUGAGAAAUUAUACUUAAGUUAAAAUAAAUUCAAAGUUGUACACAAUGGAACAUAUCCAGCCAAAAAAUGUGCAAAAAUGAAAGAAACAAAAAAGAUAUUUUUUUAAUAUUAAGAUUUUUCAAAAAUUGAAAAACUUUAAAUGUAUUAAAAGAAAAUUCAUAUUUUUAUCUGAUGAGAUUAAAUUAACAUUAUGCUUUUUGUUCAUUUUUUUUUUUUUUUUUGCUGUUUAAAUUUUUAAUAUUAACCAUUAUCUUCACAAUAACUUGCUGCCUAACCCUUUAUGCUAGCUAUAUAAUCAAUUACCUGGCAUUAGCAAAGAAAAACAAGCUAACUUAGUUAAAUAUAGACAGAAGUUAAUAUUGGCAAAUUAGCAAAACUUACUUCAACAUGCCUCUAAUUUUCAAAUUGAGAUUUUGCAUAGAAUUUACUGAGGUAAGGCUAGUGGCACCGAUCCUCAAGAUCCUCACUGCAAUCUAAUGGCUUAUUCAUACUUAACACUUAAAGUGUGGUAAUGAAAUACAAUCCUUUAAGACUUUUCACUAUUUAGUUUAUAAAACUUUGGGUGUGUUGUGUUUGGGGUGACUGGAAUGUAGAUUAGAUAAGAACAGAUAGGCAGAUAGACAAAUAGAUAGAUAGAUAGAUAGAUAGAUAGAUAGAUAGAUAGAUAGAUAGAUAGAUAGAUAGAUAGAUAGAUAGAUAGAUAGAUAGAUAGAUAGAUGUUCUUCCUAUACUGUCAUUGCCACUGCUUCAGUUAUUUUAAACACACUUACCUCUAAUGUACCAAUGUACAAUUUUAAAUGGCAUAAGUCCAAUAUAUCAAAUCUAUAAGAUAUAUGUAGUAAUGAAAUAUCAUUAAUAUUACAGAAAAGACAAAAAAACUCAAAUUCAUGCUGCACCGCUUUUAACUUUCAAGGCAAUAUGAAAUAAAAACAAAAUGUUUACGAAUCCAAA